This is a messenger RNA of Nannizzia gypsea CBS 118893, 1068 nucleotides long. RefSeq names its product DCS2. NCBI's taxonomy places the organism in Eukaryota, Fungi, Ascomycota, Eurotiomycetes, Onygenales, Arthrodermataceae. The transcript is spliced from 3 exons. Bases 1 to 1068 code for a protein of 355 amino acids. Gene Ontology annotation, molecular function: RNA 7-methylguanosine cap binding; hydrolase activity. Gene Ontology annotation, biological process: deadenylation-dependent decapping of nuclear-transcribed mRNA. Gene Ontology annotation, cellular component: nucleus; P-body. The record is from RefSeq and is a predicted model, not a curated record.
AUGCCCCGCAAUGAAUGGAGUAAAGCUGCAUCUCCGAGCCCACUCAAGCUGCUGUCCUCGCGAGGAAGAAAGAGCGUUAUUUCCGCCAAGCCAGAUCAGACCACAGAGAUCCGCGGGGCCAUAACCAUAACUAUGGCGGAGAGUCAAGUAGAUAUCACCGGUUUGGUGAAACGGUUCAGUCUCGAACGGCUGCUCAAUCAAGGCACGAACGACAGGCGUAUCUCGUUGCUUGGCUCCAUCGAUAACCAACCCGCCAUCCUGCUAGUGGAACGCGCCGCCUUUGCCGUUGACCAGGCUUUCUUGGCCUCCCUGAGCAAUUCUCUCACCCAUGUAUCUCUCAUUAGUGCAAACGACAUCUACCACUGGGCCCUUGCUUGUUCCCCAUCCUCGCCUGCUUCACCAGACCUGAAGCUAACCCUCAUUCAUCCGUGCACACCCCAACAUGUUGCCAAAUACUCAGUGCAACCGGUACGGAUGGUCACGGAGACACCAACUAUCUACCAGCAGCAUGUUCGCCCUUACAUGUCCGACAAGCGUGAAGCCGGCCGUCUAAACUGGGUCUAUAACAUCAUCGAGGGCCGCAAGGAGCAAGAGGAUGUGCUUUACCGUCACCAAGACGAGGAGGAAGGGUUCCUGAUACUCCCAGACCUAAACUGGGAUCGCAAGACAAUGGGUACACUUCGACUGCUAACCCUCGUUCAACGACGGGACAUCUGGAGCCUACGAGACCUGAAGAAGAAACAUGUACCAUGGCUGAAGCACAUGCGGGAACGCAUAGUAGACAGCGUUGUACAGGUCUAUCCGUCAAUGGAGGGGGACCAGAUAAAAUUAUAUGUCCACUAUCAGCCUACUUACUACCACUUCCACAUCCAUGUGGUCAACGUCAUGCUUGAUGCGGGCAGUACCCAAGCAACUGGAAAGGCGUUUGGAUUGGAGAAUAUUAUUUCCCAGCUUGAGACUAUUGCAGGUGACGAGGAGGCGGGAAUGGCAGAUAUGGAUCUUACUUACUAUGUAGGUGAGGCCAGUGAACUGUGGGUGAAUGUAUUUGGCCCAUUGAAGGGAAAAUAA